AUGGAUCAAUUUCAUGAUCCUAAUCAACAACAAAUUACUCCUAAACCAAUGUUUGAUGUCAUAGAACCAUCAAUGGUUAGAGCUCAAUUCAUCUCUAAAAGAGAUAUAUCCUUUUCUUCCUACCUUCAUCAAUCUCAAAUUCAUAAAAACAAGUACACGCCUCAAAUAGGCCUAAACAAAACAGAGGAUUCUGAUCAAAUUAGCAUAUUUGAUGCAGCAAAGUACUUCAGUGAUCUUCCUGAUGACCAAAAAACUCAUGAACAUACAAAGGGAAUCCAUAAUCAACUCGUUUCGAUCCCCCCAAGGUUGUCCUCAGUAUCAUCAUCUAUAGAUGAUAAUGGGAGCAACUAUGGGGGUAGAAAUAGUAGUAACUAUAGAGCAAGGUCAUUUCAUGCAACUCCAACGGCCUCUUCGGAGGCUAGUUGGAAUAGCCAGACGGGUUUGUUAGCAAACCCGCCUGGCUCAGUUGGUGUUAGCAUCCCCAAAGCAUUGUCACCUAAUAGUAGUACUAGUACUACUAGUAACGCGGCCCCAAGAUGGCCUAGGAUAAGCACGAAAUGGCUUAUUCCUAGACGAAAAUGUCCUUGUUCGGGGAAGAAAUCAGUGCAAGUAGAAGAAAGGAUUGAAUCUAAUACACCAAGGAUGGUGGAUUUAAGGCGUAGUAGUUCUUCAAAUGGUAGUGCAACUAAUUACAUCUCUUCCUCUUGGUACUCUCCUAGGCAAAAUAGUCCCAAAAAAGUUGGUAUAACAAUUCCUUUAACAUCCCCAAAUGUUGUUAUGGCCCCUCAAGAGCCUAGGAAUAACGUCAACUUUAAUCUCGUUGCAAGAAACUCAAAUGAAAAUAACCACCACCACCACCACCAACCAGAUGGUGGAUUUUUGUCUGUCGACUCGAAUCCCAAGGUGGUGGGACCCUUGAAGUCUUUUUCUAAUCAUUCAGAAAUAAUUGAGAAUCCUCCUGUUGGUGUGAAGAAGAUGUUCAAUGUGAUAGCAGAGCCUCCUAGGGACUCAUUGGAGGUGUACCAACCUAGGAGCCACUCGAGUCCCAAGUCUCGAAGAACGAGCUACGAGGAUGAUAAUGUGCUUAGUGAUGGGAGCUCAGACUUGUUUGAGAUUGAGAGUUUCUCUACGACUUACCCUUGUAGAGACUCAAUGGAUGAAGUUGUUGUUCAUGCUUCAAGUUUUAAUAGUAGUACUAUGAAGAGACUUGGGAUUGUUUGUAGGAGCAACAACAAUGUGGAUGAAUGUGAUGAUGGUAUGGAUGAGCCUAUGACACCUUCUGUGGCACCAACAGAGUGUUAUGCUCCUAGUGAAGUUAGUGUUGAUUGGAGUGUCACAACUGCCGAGGGAUUUGACCGAGCUAGCCUUACCAACUUCUCUGUUUCGGCCUCUGAAAUCGGACUAUACGCCGCCAUGAGGCGAGAAUCGGAGAGAAAUAAUGGUGGUGGUGGUGGAGGUGGUGGUGGUGGUGAGGAUAAGAGGAGUACUAAAGGAGGUGGGAAAGGGAAUAAUGGGAGUAAUGGUGGUGGGUUGUUGAGCUGUCGAUGUGAGAAGGCAGUUAGUGUGGGACCGGUGCCAAUAAAGUGCUCGGCCGAGGGGGGCCCGCCGAUCGCGGCGAGGCAUGUGAGUGGUAGGGCAACACAGCAGCCUCAUGGAGUAGCAGCCCAUGUCAAUGGGAGGUGGAAAUAG
Molecule: messenger RNA, 1689 nt
Organism: Beta vulgaris subsp. vulgaris (sugar beet)
Lineage: Eukaryota; Viridiplantae; Streptophyta; Magnoliopsida; Caryophyllales; Amaranthaceae
Product: protein PHYTOCHROME KINASE SUBSTRATE 4
Exons: 2
Coding region: 1-1689 (562 amino acids)
Biological process (GO): phototropism
Source: RefSeq, a predicted model, not a curated record